Messenger RNA from Enterobius vermicularis (human pinworm), 7110 nucleotides. Lineage: Eukaryota; Metazoa; Nematoda; Chromadorea; Rhabditida; Oxyuridae. The record is from the annotation of a GenBank genome assembly.
AUGAUUCUGCUGCUGAAGUCCCGUGUAACAUCCAUCAAUCAGUUUUCUUCAGACGGUUUAUGCUUUGCCGACCAUGACUGUGCCGGAUAUCCGUUAGCUUACUGUGAUGGGGUUUGCCGAUGUUCUGACGGUGCACUAAAUGCUGGCACCACGUGUAUUCCAUCACCACAAAAAGCUGGUACACCCGCUGCUUGUCCAACCAAUCAGAUUUACGUACAAGAGGCAGACGCCUGCCUGACAAUACAACGACCUGGUGAACCUUGUCAAUAUUCACAACAGUGUAGCGGUGCGGAACCAGGAGCAUUUUGUUCUAAACUUCGAUGUGAAUGUGUUUAUGGCAUGAAAAAUAGUGAAGGAGAAUGCGUCUUUUUAGACAGUAAUUGCACCAAAAGAGGUUACACGUGGAUACCAGAACUGGGAGACUGCAAGGAAGUGAUAUCACCCGGAUCAUCUGGCUGCAGUCAUUCUGCUCAAUGCUCAGCAGCAUUUGACAAUACUUUUUGCCUAAACCAAAAAUGUAUGUGUCCAGAAGACUUGGUACCUAUAGAUGGUACUUGUGGAAAAAAGUGCUCAGACGACGAAGUAUAUUCCGGGAUCGCUGGGCAGUGUUUACCAACUGUUGAACCGGGAGAAAAAUGUAUAUAUUCUACCCAGUGUCAUGGAAAACAUCCUGGCUUAAUUUGCAGUCGAGGUAGAUGUAAGUGCUCAAAUAAUCAGCUAUUCACCGGGACAGUUUGCGCUAACGCCUGUCCAGCAGGUUAUAUGGUUGGUGCAGAUAGAAUAUGCAAACUAGGCUGCGUCGCAAACCAAAUCGAAUACAACGGUGAAUGUUUUGAUUAUGUAGCAAUAGGGCAAAGUUGUUCUUUGGAUGCACAAUGUCUCGGUGGUUCAAGUUGCAUUAGUGGUGUAUGUACGUGUCCGCCUUCGAUGGAACCGAAGCUUGGGGUGUGUCACAGAAAAAAAGUGGGGCCGAGUAAGUCAUGCGCACUAGGUGAAAUAUGUGUCGGAGAAUCCUACUGCUCAAAUGGCACCUGUAUUUGUCCAAUUGGUACUUCAAUCAUCAACGAACAAUGUGUUACGCCAGUGAUAGUUCCUCCUAAUUCGCCUUGUAAUCCAUCUGUUCAAUGCGGCGGGGGUUCUCGGUGCAUUGCUAAUGUCUGUCAAUGCCCUGCAUCUCAGAAACCUAUCAAUGAAGUAUGCCAGAAACUACCUGCAGCACCAAUUGGAGGAUCUUGCGCAGAUAAUUCGGGACUUUGCAAAGGUAAUUCACAGUGCGUUAAUGAAGUUUGCGAAUGUCCAUUUGGAACUGUAGAAGAUGAUGAAGAAUGUAAGCCCUUAAGAAGGUCUCCCAUUGGUGGUCCCUGCUCAGCCUCACUGCUAUGUACAAACCCAUCAGUAUGUGUUAACAAGAUUUGUCAAUGUCCUACGGGGAUGUAUCUGGAGGAAGGUCGCUGUCGUUCGCUAACUACAGCUGGUCCGGGAUUCAGCUGUGCAAAUGGUGAGAAAUGCUCUGGUGGCUCAAACUGCGAGGGCGGGAUAUGCACUUGUCCAUCUAAUGCCGAAAUCAUCAAUGGGAUUUGUCAGAGCAUUAAGUUAGGUAGACCUGGUGAAAGUUGUGACAUUGAUGACGACUGUACUGGAGGUUCCUUCUGUGUCAGAAAUAUCUGUAAAUGUCUACCAGGCACGGUGGCUGCAUCUGGAAACUGUGUAUCUACUUACGGAAAUCUUGGACCUUGUUUAAAAUCUGCAGAUUGUACUGGUGGAAGUUUUUGUGACCGACAUCAAGGUCUCUGCAUUUGUCCAGACAAUCACAUUAUUAUUGAGAAUCGUUGCAUGUCCAGUUAUAAACUUCGAAGAACUGGAUUAGUAGUUGCUGGAUACUGCUCUAGUAACGAAGACUGUAAAGGUGGUUCUCGGUGUGUCAACAAAAGAUGUCGGUGUCCAAAUGGCGAAAUCCUCUACAGUGGAAGUUGUUCAACUACCACCGCUUUGCCAGGUGAAUCUUGCGUAGACGGGGAGCAGUGCAUUAGUAACUCCCGUUGUGUUGAUGGAGUCUGUGUUUGCCCAACUGGAAUGAUGGUUAUGGCUGGACACUGUGUAGAAAAUCGCACUCAAAAUAACGCAAAUCUGAAUGAUCAAUGCUUCAAUAAGACUGAGUGCCUUGGUGGUUCUUUUUGUCACGAAAUUAGUAAAAUGUGUGUAUGUCCGCCAGGUACAAUCAGAAGUGGAAAAAACUGUCGUCAAAUCUUUCGAUCACCACCGGGAUUUCCUUGUGGAAGCGGACAAGAGUGCAUUGGCGGCUCAUUUUGCAUCCAAAAUACUUGUGUUUGUCAGAAAAAUUAUCUUCGUGAAAACAGGAGGUGCAUUCCGAAGUUGAAAGCUGGUCCAUACGGAACCUGUGCAAGAGGUCAGUUGUGUACUGGUAACUCAGAAUGCGAUUCCUUCUCGAGAAUUUGCAAAUGUUUACCCGGUUAUGAAAUGGUCACUGUUAACUCUGCAAAAACUUGCGAAGCGAUCAUUCUGGCUGGGCCUGGAGAUUCCUGCAUUAAAAAAACUGAACAUUGUGUUAAUGGUUCUUACUGUAUUGAUGGAACAUGUCAAUGUAUCCAUAAAAAGAAUUUGACUACAGGAGACUGUACCUACAUUACACAAGCUGCACCUGGUGAAGGGUGUUCCAAUGGAGAACAGUGUGUCGGCGGAUCUUCAUGUAUUGACGGAAUAUGCACAUGUCCGGAAGAAUACAGCAUUGUUGGCCGAGAGUGCAGAAAACAAAUAUUAGAAUUAUCUAAAAAACCUUGUGUAGCGUCUAAUCAAUGUACGUCUGGCGCUGAAUGUAUCAAUAACUUUUGUGAAUGCUCACCUGGUACAAGAAUGUCUCGUGUCGGUCUUUGUAUUCCAAUUACGCAAGGUCCUCGUAGAAAAAGAGCUGACCCACUUAUGCAUGAAAUGGAAUCCUCUAAUCCAAAGAACCGCGGUUUGGGCGAUCACUGUAAUUCUGAACAACCGAGCAAGUGCGAAGGAAAUGGAAUCUGUAUUGAUGAAAUUUGUGUUUGCUCGCCAAACGAUGUACGGAAUGGUACAGAAUGCAUCAGCAGGGCAAAAGUUUAUGUUCGCAUUAGAGAGGUAAACGACCCAUGCGUUGAUGAACAGCUUUGUAACGGUGGAUCUAAAUGUAUCGAAAAUGUCUGUACUUGUCCGUCUGGAACCGAACUAGCAAAUGGAUUUUGUAUCACUGUUUACGCUGAAGUCGGUGAUGGGUGCAGAAAUGGUGAAAAGUGCAAAGGGCGUGCGAUUUGUAAAAAUGGUAAAUGUGUUUGUGGUGAAGAGGCUGAAUUAAAAGACGGGAAAUGUUAUUCAAAAAGAUUUCACGCCAAAUCUCCAGGAAUUGGGUGCUUUUACGAUCCCACAGUUUGUCCAGUUGGGACAUACUGUCUAAACGGUGUUUGCGUCUGCCCGGCUAACAACCGAGGUCCAGAUGGAGGAUGCAUUGCGAUAAACGCAAAUUUAUAUCCAAACUAUGGUAUACCAUUGCUUGGAGGUCUAAAUAAUAUGAUUUUACCAAACAAUAUCGGACCUUUGAUUAAUGGAAAUCAAAAUAUUAAUUACCCAGGAAAUAUGCUUGGUUUGCCCAUUAAUGAAGGGCUGUUGUCAGUUUUGGGAGCCAGUGCUAUCAGUCCAGGUCUUUUAAGUGGGGGACUAUCUUCUUUGACCAGAGGAGUUAACCCCAGUUUACUUGCCGCACUGCUUGGUCUGAAUAAUGGAGGUCUUAGCAACAUACAGUUAGUCGGUCCUGGAUCACCUUGUCAAAUAAGUGAUCAGAACGUUCAAUGUGGUGGUAAUUCAAUAUGUGCUAAUGGUUUCUGCACGUGUCCUGGCGGUGAACAAAUUGUCAACGGUGUCUGUGAAAGCAGAGACACAGAAGCUUCACCUGGUGAAUCUUGUCAACUUGGUAUUACUCGAUGCACCGGCGGUUCUCUUUGUUUGCUUGGAAUUUGUACGUGUCCAGUGAAUCAAGCGGCACUAGAUGGAAUUUGUACCCCAGUACUAAGUGUCGAAGUACUACCAAAUGAUCCAUGUACCACGAAUUCUGUCUGUGUGGGUCAGUCGUCUUGUAUCGAUGGUAUAUGCACUUGCGCUCCUGGAUUUUUCGCUCCGCCAGGAGCAGCGUUUUGUACCCCAGUGCAACAACCCAUGCCACUCCUAAAUUCAGAUGUAAUGAUCAGACAACCUGUCGGACGAGUAUUAGUUAGUGCGCCAGGACAGAGAUGCCAAAAUAACGGUGCAGCAGCAGCAUGCAGCGGAGGAGCAAUAUGUGUAAACCAAAUCUGUAUUUGCCCGUCAAACCGUGUUAUUUCAAAUGGCCAGUGUGUUCCUUUUUUAGGAGAAGUGGCGGCUGGGGAAUCUUGCUCAGUUAGCGGUACUGUCUGCGGAGGAGGUUCGACUUGUGCUAAUGGUAUAUGCACUUGUGCUCCAGGUGCUGCUCCUCAAAAUGGCCAAUGUCUUCCACUGCUUUCGGUUACUGUGAAGACUUUACCAAUUUUGGAACCAGGAGCAUCCUGCACAGUCCUCUGCAAUGACUGUCCCCAGUGCGGUGGUGGAUCAGUUUGUGUCGGAGGAAUCUGUAAAUGUCCGCUCGGCCAAUUCGAUUUUCGUUCGCAGUGCAUAAAAGUGGUACCACAACUGCCUUCGGUUCGUAAAUCCGUCCCUGCACCAUCUCCAGUCGUUGGUGUUGCUAACCCAGCAGCUGAUCCAGCGAUACGAAUGGUUAAACCGGGAGAUCAGUGUAACACAUCGAAUAUUUGUGGCGGAGGUUCGUCGUGUGUAAUUGGCAAAUGCGUCUGUCCACCCGGCUAUGUCCCAAAUGCAAACAGAGACAGCUGUAUGAAUAGCUUGCUGAAGCCAGGCGAAACAGUUGCUGGGGUGAAUCCUGGUGAAGAAUGCAGCCUGACUGCGGUAUGUGGAGGUGGUGCUAAUUGUGUACAACAAGUGUGUACAUGUCCUUCUAAUAUGUAUCCUCUGAAUAACAUUUGUACUGUUCGAUCGGUUCCAAAACACCUGUAUCCUGGAUCAGCCUGCGCGACAAUAGAUAUCUGCCUACUGAAUUCCGAGUGUAGUCGCGGGUUUUGCGUCUGCCCAGCUGGUUAUGGAACUAAUAAAAAAGGGUACUGUGUUGAAGCUUUCUCACCCAGUAUUGUCACAGGUCUUGCUGGUUCUCAAUGCGGUACCAAUGGACUAUCGUGUCUAUCUCCGUUACAGUGUAGCAGCUGGGGAAGAUGUAUUUGUCCCGGUGCCACAGAAGGGAAUGGGCUAGGCUAUUGCUUUUCUAAUCAACAAUUUAAUGUUCCACUUGCCUUUUCGUCAUAUAAGAGGAAGUGCAAUUCUUCUGCGGAUUGUGAGGAGAACAUUCCUUGCUCAAACGGAAUAUGUACCUGCGACGAAGGCACGGUCUUCCGAAAAGGUCGUUGCGUGCUAGGUCUUUUAUUUUAUCAGUUACUCGCUACUUUAGCUUCUGACUCGUCUACAUGUAAGGAAUCAAACGAUUGUAAGUCGGGUCUGAUAUGCAUAAACAAGAGGUGUUCUUGCCCACAAGGAAUGUUUGAAUCUGCUACAGGCAAUUGUGUUUAUAAGCAGAGCUCUGUUCCUCCUGGUUCUUGGUGCAACGAGGAUUCUGGUGUCAUAUGUAAUGGUGGUUCCAAGUGUUACCAUAAUUCGUGCGUUUGUCCUUACGGUCAUGUAAUUAAUGCACUAGAAUGUGUUCCCGCACCUAGUGUUAAAGCUGGUGGAUCCUGCAUGAAUGGAGAGUUAUGUGUUGGUGGUUCCAUUUGUCGACAAGGGAAAUGCACUUGUCCGUCUGGCAGUACAGUAGAAGGUCGCCCGUGUUCAAACCGUUUUUCAAGAUCUAUUGUUUCUUUAACAGGUAGAAACGAGGUACAUGUUGACGGCAAUUUGGACAGGACAUCAAAUUUACAGCCUUGUCCUUUGGAAAAUACUUGUCUACUGCCAAAAUGUUACUGUUCUAGAACAGAAAAUGAAAUACCGGGGAAUCUGUCUCCUAAGGAUGUACCGCAAAUGGUGGUAGUUACAUUCAACGGCCGGUUUUCUGAUGAAGUAGCAGAAAUUGUCAAACUGUUCUUCGGUGGUCGUUAUAGGAAUCCAAAUGGAUGUCCUAUUACAGCAACCUUUUUUGCAACUCAUAACAAAAGUAAUUAUGAUCAUUGGCAAUGGUUGGCUUCACGAAAGAAUGAAAUUGGAAUCAAUUCGUUUACGUAUGCCUUUUUUUAUUUGAGGCACAAUGGAACAAGUUUGAAAGAAGCAUCAGAAAACAAAUGGGAAAAAGAACUGUCUGGCAUGCGUACUGUUUUGGAACGCUUUAGCCUCUUGUCCUCGAAAAAUAUAAACGGAAUUCGUGCACCGUUUUUGGAACUAGGUGGCAAUAAUCAGUUUAAAAUAUUGAAGAAAUUACACUUCCUUUAUGAUAGCUCAGCGAUUGCUGCCAAUGGAUCUUUUUGGCCUCAAACACUUGACUAUAAACCUCCGUGGAAAUGCUUCAACAGUAAAUGCCCGGAAACUUCGUAUCCAGGUAUCUGGGAGGUUCCUGUCACCGAAUUAACCCUUAACAAUUCUUCUUCAGAAAAAGUUACCUUUGAAGAAGCUGUGAGGAAAAUCCACUCAUCUGACACACUUGGUACACUGUUAUACAAUAACCUUCUAAGGAACUAUAACUAUAACAGAGCACCAUUUGUUUUGUCAAUUGAUACCGAUUUAUUAGUAAAGUUUGUUAAUACCACAGUUGCUGCGCUGGAGUCAUUCAUCGUCAGUGUAAGGUUUUUUUCCUACAUAGUUUACAUUUCUGCUAUUAAGGCUUUAAGCAGUUCGGAUGUUUAUAUUGUGUCUGCAGCUCAGUCUCUUAAAUGGUUACAGCAACCCACUGAUCUUUUGAAAAUUCACAAUUUUAGACCUUGGAAAUGCCCGUUGGAAUAUAAUUCAUUAAAUUCCCUAUGCAAGAAUCCUUCAGUAUGCACAUUUAUUUGUGAACGUGGAAAAUCUGAGUCAUUUCGUGUCUGUGGCAAAUGUCCGCGAACGUACCCAACGCUAGAAAAUUUGGUGUGA